UAGAGAUAUACUAUGCCUGCAAUAACACCCGCACAACUUUCGGUUCUUCAACACAAUACAAAAAACAUCAGAAAUAUCUGUAUUCUUGCCCAUGUGGAUCAUGGCAAGACGACGUUGUCCGAUUCACUCUUAGCCACCAACGGUAUUAUUUCCUCCAAAAUGGCAGGUAAAGUGCGAUACCUUGAUUCUCGCGAAGAUGAACAAGAAAGAGGAAUUACCAUGGAAUCAAGCGCAAUUAGUUUAUACUUUAAACUGGUUAAAACAGUGGACACCGAAGACGCACAAACUAAAACCGUCGAAAAUGAAUAUCUCAUCAAUUUGAUCGAUUCUCCCGGCCAUGUCGAUUUCUCGUCUGAAGUAUCAACUGCUUCUCGUUUAUGUGACGGUGGACUUGUUCUAAUCGAUGUGGUUGAAGGUGUUUGUACGCAGACGAUUUCAGUUUUAAGUCAAGCAUGGAUCGACAAAGUUAGACCUGUACUUGUGUUUAAUAAGAUGGAUCGUUUAAUAGUUGAAUUACAAAUGACACCUCAUGAGGCUUAUAUUCAUAUUAACAAAAUUUUGGAACAAGUCAAUGCUGUCAUGGCCACCUUUUUCACAGGUGAUUUGAUGGAAAGUGAAGCUCGGAAAAUGACGGAUGAAAAGAAGGAGAACCAAGAAGAAGAAGAAUUCGAUGCCAAUAAAAUUUAUGAUUGGAGUGUGGAGGAUCGCGAUGAUUCCGAUAUUUAUUUCGAUCCUGCUCGAGGAAAUGUUAUUUUCUCCAGUGCUGUCGAUGGCUGGGCCUUCAGAGUACAACAAUUUGCUUCACUUUACGCCAAGAAGCUUGGAUUUAAAGAACAAGUCUUACAGAAGUGUCUAUGGGGUGAGUACUACUUUGAUCCUAAAGCUAAACGCGUUAUCCAGCCCAAGCACUUGAAGGGAAGAAAUUUAAAGCCUAUGUUUGUCCAGUUCGUAUUAGACAAUAUCUGGGCCGUAUAUGGCAGUGUUGUCAUUGAACCUGAUCGUGAACGUGUUGAAAAGAUUGUGGGUGCUUUAAAAAUUAAGAUCUUGCCCAGAGAUUUGCGUUCUCGCGAUCCCAAUAUUUUGCUUUCGGCUAUUUUCUCUCAGUGGCUUCCACUGUCUACAUGUGUCUUAUUGGCAAUUAUUGGUCAAUUACCUCCUCCUAAAGACGCUCAGCGUAUUCGUCUUCCCAAGAUGCUUUACCCUAACAUUCAUCGUAAGGAUAGCGAACCUUUGGAACCCACUAAUGAUGUUGAGAAGGCUUUAUAUUCAUGUGAUACAUCGGAUGAAGCACCUGUGGUUGCCUAUGUUAGCAAAAUGUUUGCUGUCCCAGUCGAAUUUUUGCCUGAAAACAGACGUAAGCAAAUGACAGCAGAAGAAAUGCGCGAACGAGGUCAACAACAAAGAGAGCUUCGUGCUGCUCAUGCUUUGUUAGAUCAAUCUGGCGAAGGUGUUCCAUUAACACCUGAACAAGUAGCUGCUCUUACUGAAGAAGCAGAAAUCGCAGAAAAGGAGGCUGAAGAGGUUUUGAAAGGCGAAAGCCUCAUUGGUUUUGCUCGUAUCUAUAGUGGUAAAAUUCGUGUUGGUCAAAAGUUAUACGUCAUGGGUCCUAAAUACGAUCCUAAAUACCCCAAGAAACAUAUCUCAGAGAUUGAAGUGAAGAGUCUCUACCUGAUUAUGGGUCGCGAUUUAGAAAUGCUAGAUGAAGUAUGUGCAGGCAAUGUCUUUGGUAUUGGUGGUUUGGAAGGACAUGUCCUCAAGAACGGUACGUUGGCCAGUACUACUGAGAAUGUUAGAAACAUGGCAGGUGUUCAGAUGCAAAGCUCCCCUAUUGUCCGUGUUGCUCUUGAACCUGAGGAUCCUACUGAAAUGGAUAAGCUCGUUGAAGGUCUCCGUCUUUUAAACCAAGCAGAUCCUUGCGUUGAGGUCAUGCUUCAAGAAACCGGUGAGCACGUUAUUUUGACUGCAGGUGAACUUCAUUUGGAAAGAUGUUUGCGUGAUCUUAAGGAACGUUUUGCAAAGAUCGAAAUCCAUGCUUCUGAACCCAUUGUUCCUUUUAGAGAAACUAUUGUACGCGCUGACCUGUCAACUAAUAAGGAGGUUGAAGGUGUAAUGGUGUCUCGUGGUGAAUCCGAAAUCAAGAUUAAUUCCAAGUUCUUAACACUGAAGGUUCAAACUGUGCCUUUACCAUCUCGUAUCACCGAAUUUUUGACCAAAAACGCUGCCUCCAUCAAGGCUAUUGUCGAAGAAAAGUUGGCCAAGAAGAGUAACAAGCUAGAAGACGAAGAGGCAUCCACAGGCAAUGCAGAUAAUCUCGGCGGUAGCAAUCUUCUUUCUGCUACGGAACUCGAAUCCUUACUCAGAAAAGAAUUUGAGCAAGUCAAGAAAGCCGGCGGACCUUUUGUUCAUUUAUGGGACAAUAUCGUAGAUCAAAUUUGGGCCUUUGGCCCUCGUCGUAUCGGCUCUAAUUUGUUGGUUAAUCGCAUCCCAGGUUAUGUCAGAAAACCAUUUUUCCAGGUGGAUUCAAAAAAGAGCACAGAAGUAUCAUUGGAUCAUGCUGACGAAGUCAUUAAGGUCGAUGUUGAUACCAGUGCUCUUUCCAUUCUCGAUGUUGAUUUUCACAUUCAUACUGGCUUCCAGCUAUCUACUUUAACCGGUCCUUUGUGCGCUGAACCUGUUACUGGUGUAUGUUACAUUGUAGAAGGUGUUGAGGUCCAUCCAGAAGAAUUAGUGGCCGCCAACGGUGAGGCCAUCGAUGUCCGUUCUAGACUUCACAUCAUUCAAGGUCAAGUCAUUGCUGCUACAAAAGAAGCUUGUCGCCAUGGCUUCUUAGACUGGUCUCCUCGUUUAUUAUUAGCCAUGUACACUUGUGAUAUCCAAGCUAAUGCUGAGGUUUUGGGUCGUGUCUAUGCUGUCAUUUCAAAACGUAAGGGUAAGAUUGUAUCUGAAGAUUUAAAGGAUGGCACCUCAUUCUGGCAAAUCAACGCCCUGUUACCUGUCAUUGAAAGUUUUGGCUUCUCCGAUGAGAUUCGUAAAAGAACUUCUGGUGUUGCUAGUCCCCAGUUAGUUUUUAGCGGCUUUGAGAUGCUGGAUGAAGAUCCUUUCUGGGUACCCACUACAGAAGAAGAAUUGGAGGAUUUAGGAGAAAAGGCAGAUAAAGAGAAUUUAGCCAAAAAGUACAUGGAUACCGUUAGAAAGAGAAAGGGUAUGUUUGUUGAAAAGAAAUUAGUCGAACACGCUGAAAAACAACGAACUUUGAAAAAGAACUAAAUAGUUGUAUUAAAUAAAGAGUUAUUGAUUGUAUAAAUUA
Messenger RNA from Mucor mucedo, 3307 nucleotides. Its product is annotated as P-loop containing nucleoside triphosphate hydrolase protein. Gene Ontology annotation, biological process: cytosolic ribosome assembly. The coding region runs from base 13 to 3267 and encodes 1084 amino acids. Gene Ontology annotation, molecular function: GTPase activity; ribosome binding; GTP binding. NCBI's taxonomy places the organism in Eukaryota, Fungi, Mucoromycota, Mucoromycetes, Mucorales, Mucoraceae. The transcript has 8 exons. Gene Ontology annotation, cellular component: ribonucleoprotein complex; cytosol. The record is from RefSeq and is a predicted model, not a curated record.